Molecule: messenger RNA, 979 nt
Organism: Gossypium arboreum
Lineage: Eukaryota; Viridiplantae; Streptophyta; Magnoliopsida; Malvales; Malvaceae
Product: adrenodoxin-like protein 1, mitochondrial
Exons: 8
Coding region: 1-606 (201 amino acids)
Biological process (GO): P450-containing electron transport chain
Cellular component (GO): mitochondrion
Molecular function (GO): 2 iron, 2 sulfur cluster binding
Source: RefSeq, a predicted model, not a curated record
AUGGUAAGCACGAGGGGAUGUAGCUCAAAUGGUAGAGCGCUAGCUUUGCAUGAGAGAGGCUUUGUAGAGUUGGAUUUCGGGUUGCCAAGGAGCUAUCAAGAGGUGGAUAUGCAUAUAUGUCUAGAUCAAGAUAUAAACAAAGGCAUUGCAGUCAUUACCAGUGGUCUACGGUUCCAUAUUUCAAAAGCAUCAUGGUUUUUCUACCUUAGCUUCCGACGGUGCUUCUGCAGGAGCGAUGAAGAGAAAGGAACGAUAUCUGUCACAUUUGUUUCAAAGGAUGGAGAAGAAAUUCCCAUUCAAGUGCCUAUUGGAAUGUCCAUGCUGGAAGCAGCUCAUGAAAAUGUUAUAGAACUUGAAGGAGCAUGUGAGGGUUCACUUGCUUUUUCAACAUGCCAUGUCAGAGUGAUGGACAUGGAGUACUAUAAUAAAUUGGAAGAUCCAGUUGAUGAGGAGAAUGACAUGUUGGACCUGGCCUUUGGGCUUACCGAAACGUCUCGUUUGGGAUGUCAAAUAGUUGCAAGUCCUGAACUUGAUGGAAUUUGUUUAGCAAUCCCUGCUGCCUCCCGAAACUUUGCUGUUGACGGGUAUGUUCCAAAACCACAUUAGACAUGAUCAAUAUCAAUAAAACACCUAACUCAAUUUAAAUGAGCACAGAGGAUCCAAUUAUCCAGUUUUGUAGCUUCAGCAAUCCUAUUUGAAUCGGGGAGCAUAUAUUAUUCUCGAAUGACUGCUUUUUCUAUUGAUUAUUGCUUAUUGAAUUCCCAAUAAUCCUUGUGUGACAUUGAUUCUAUAUAUCAAAUGAUGUCAAAGCUCCCAUGACCACACUGUGUUCUGCACCUUUUUAUAUAGAGACCAGGGAACUCAAUUUAAUGUCAGUUAUGAUAGGAUGAACGCAAUAUGCUGACUGUUGAAUCAUAAUUUAACUGUGGAUCACCUUCUUAAACACAUGACCUUCAUGAUGGUCAAGAAUUUAGUGAAA